CCCGCCCACCGCCCCGCCCCUACCGUCCGGGCGGGGCUGGGCCGAAAGUCCAGCUGCUGCUGGCCGGAGAGUCAGUGACUUCCUUAUUGUGUGCCGGGACCGGGCAGUGUCCCAACUCGUUCUUAUUCGGACUGCUGGCCCAAGUGUAGGUCGGAGCCGCAACCCCGCCCCGUCAGAAACCUUUUCAGCACAGGUCCUUUCCCCGCACUCCUGGUGCUCCCUAACAUGCCCAACCCCAGCAUCACCUCUGCUCCCUACCCUCUCCCUGAGGAAAUUAGGAACCUGUUGGCAGAUGUUGAAACAUUUGUAGCGGACAUACUGAGAGGGGAAAAUUUAUCCAAGAAAGCAAAGGAAAAGAGAGAAUUCCUUAUUAAGAAGAUAAAAGAUGUAAAGUCUAUUUACCUUCAGGAAUUUCAAGGCAAAGGUGAUGUGGAAGAUGGGGAGGAAUACGACGAUCCUUUUGGUGGAGCUGCAGACACUAUUUCAUUAGCCUCAGAACGCUAUGAUAAAGAUGAUGAAGCUCCCUCUGAUGGACAGUUUCCUCCAAUUCCAGCACAGGACCUUCCUUUUGUUCUCAAGGCUGGCUAUCUAGAGAAACGCAGAAAAGAUCACAGCUUUCUGGGAUUUGAAUGGCAGAAACGGUGGUGUGCUCUCAGUAAAACAGUGUUCUAUUAUUACGGGAGUGAUAAAGACAAACAACAGAAAGGUGAAUUUGCAAUAGAUGGCUACAGUGUCAGAAUGAAUAACACCCUCAGGAAGGAUGGGAAGAAAGAUUGCUGCUUUGAAAUCUCUGCUCCCGAUAAACGUGUCUAUCAGUUUACAGCAGCUUCUCCCAAAGAUGCCGAGGAAUGGGUACAGCAGCUGAACUUUGUAUUACAAGACAUGGAAUCUGAUAUUAUUCCUGAGGAUGAUGAUGAGAGGGGAGAGUUAUAUGAUGAUGUUGAUCACCCUCUCCCUGCAAGCAGUGCACCAACAAGAAGUCAACCCAUCGAUGAUGAAAUUUAUGAAGAGCUUCCAGAAGAGGAAGAGGACAAUGCCGUGGGGAGAAUGGAAGAACAAAGGAAGAUGGGUCAGGACAGUGUUCACCCCACCUUAGGAGAUAAAAGCACUGACUAUGCUAAUUUUUACCAAGGUUUAUGGGAUUGUACAGGAGCUGUUUCUGAUGAGUUGUCCUUUAAGCGUGGUGACGUGAUUUACAUCCUUAGCAAGGAAUACAAUAGAUAUGGCUGGUGGGUAGGAGAAAUGAAGGGAGCCAUUGGCUUGGUGCCUAAAGCCUACAUAAUGGAGAUGUAUGAUAUUUGAGAGUCCUGGCAGAGAAAGUCAACGUCUCAACUGAAGAAAAAAAUUCAAAAUGCAACUUUCCCUUUCUGGCUGCAGAAAAGGAAGAUUCUUCCGCUUGUCUGCAAAUGCUUUGGAGUUAGCAGCAUCAUGAAAGCAUGAGUGACAGCUCAGAACCUCCCUUUGUUUUGCCGAAUAUUGCUUGUCUUUGACUGUUAUUUUAUGCAGUUGUUCAUUAAAAUAUUCUUUUGAUGUGAAAUUAAAUGAAGGGCAUUAGUGUCAAUUAGAUGGAAGCAGUGAGGUUAUACCUGUUGCUAUUUUCCAAAUAGUUUUUAUUUACCCAUUUGAUUUAGGUGAAGAAUUCAUCACUAUUUUAUACAUGUCAUAGAGUUGACUACAUUAUAUAGUAGUUUACCACUGAUACUUCUGCUGUGAGUUGUAAUGUUUCUUAAUCAUUGGACAGCAAUUAUUU
Molecule: messenger RNA, 1750 nt
Organism: Otolemur garnettii (small-eared galago)
Lineage: Eukaryota; Metazoa; Chordata; Mammalia; Primates; Galagidae
Gene: SKAP2
Product: src kinase associated phosphoprotein 2
Exons: 13
Coding region: 226-1302 (358 amino acids)
Cellular component (GO): plasma membrane; cytoplasm
Molecular function (GO): protein binding
Source: RefSeq, a predicted model, not a curated record